Molecule: messenger RNA, 2996 nt
Organism: Hylaeus volcanicus
Lineage: Eukaryota; Metazoa; Arthropoda; Insecta; Hymenoptera; Colletidae
Product: ribosome biogenesis protein WDR12 homolog
Exons: 15
Coding region: 279-1751 (490 amino acids)
Biological process (GO): transcription initiation at RNA polymerase II promoter
Cellular component (GO): transcription factor TFIID complex
Molecular function (GO): protein binding; RNA polymerase II general transcription initiation factor activity
Source: RefSeq, a predicted model, not a curated record
AUACUGCAUAAAAAAAAUUGCAUUAUCAACGGGUUGUAAAAAACGGAAGCUAAAUUAUUUAGAGGAAACAACGAUGUAAACUAAAUUUAAUUGGCAUGAGAUAUAGAGAGCGUAAGCAUUUUGUACGAGUUGAAGAAAAACACUAGUUUAUUUCUAAGGAAUCGAUGUAGGAGAAUGAAUUUCGAGAAUAUUUACCAGACACAAAACAGUUUGAUGAUUAGGUACUGGCAUUUGUCCCAGUCUUCUUUGAUUAAUCAAAAAAAAAAUUUUUGAAGGCGAUGAAUCCAUCCGAGACAAAUCCAAGUUCAGAUCAACAGGUUGAAAUAUUUUUUAAAGAGGAAUCAGACGAAAAUGCGACUUGUGAAAAAGACAACUGUGUUUCGUUACCAAGCAUUGUUGUUUCCGCCAAUUUAAAUCGUUUAGGAUUGUCUAAAAUCUUGAAUCAGUUAUUGAAUAAUGAAGAACCUACGCCUUAUGAUUUUUUUAUUUCUUUAAAUGCUGUUGAUUCAAAUGAACUGCAACCAAAUAACUCUAUUGUUCACCUUCAUACAACACUUUCAAAAUUUAUGAAAAAAUACAAUAAAACGUCAGAAACACGCUUAACUUUAAUAUAUAAAAUAUGUCGGCCAUCUAUAAGAAAUGAUACUUUUUCUAGCGAAGAAAACUGGAUUACUGGUCUUCGGUGCUGCAAGCAGCCUUCGUUCUCCAAUAUAUUAGUUGGAGUCGCGCGUAGUGAUGGAUUGUGUCAAUUCUAUUCAACGGAAACAAAGAAUUCAGAUUUCCUUUAUCCAACUCAUGAACAGAAUCAAUCCAAAACUUUUUGCAAUGUGUCUUUAACAAGUGUAGAUCUUCAUUUUAAUGUUAAGCUGUCUAAUGCUAUGUAUGCCGCUACAAGUUCCAGUGGACACAUUUUUUUUGGAUCUGUUUUUGAAAAAGAGGGAACUGAUUCUCAGAAUAUUUUAGAAUUCAAAGACGAAAGUCAGUACGGGCGUUUAGAUCAUUGUUGCUUUAAUGAUACUGGAAGCAUAAUCGCGGCCGGUGGUUCGGAAGGCAUUGUGUAUUUGUGGGAUUCAAAAAAAAUUCAAGAGAAUUUUACAGAAGGGCAACAUGAGCGUAAAACAGUAGAUAAACUGACAGAAGAGAAUGUCAUAAGAAAAAACAAAAAACGUAGUAGAGAGACCAAUGAUGACGAGAACUAUCUUUACGGAAUUCUCACUGGCCACGUCGCAUCGAUUCAUGACCUCUGCUAUCUUUCCAAUGCGGUAUCGGGAGCGAACUUACUCUCAGCUUCAACAGAUCAUACCAUCCGUUGUUGGGAUACUUUGUGUUUAGCUUCCAUCUUUUCAUGGCCUGUAGCGUGUAGCGCUACAUCUGUUUCUGCCAAUAAAGACUCGACAAUUUUUGCUACCGCACAUGACGAUGGCAAAGUGCGUAUCUGGGACACACGAGUGACGUUACCCGUUUCUGAAUAUUCUGACAAAUCGAGUGCAAAUCAACUUCGUUUAAUGUCUCUCUAUGCUCUUCACCGAAGAACAAUACCUCAAAUACGUUGGAGCCCUUAUGACUUGAAUACUCUCGCUUCAGUUUCCCAUGAUGGAUCUUUAAAAAUAAUCGAUUUACGUUAUAAUUUGUUUGCUCGUCAAACGACUUGUUAUUCGGACGUCAAAUUAUUAUGUGUUGAAUGGAUUGACCAGAAAAGUGUUUUAUCUGGAGCCUCUGAUGGAUGUGUUCGUACUCAUGUACUAGAGUAGCACGCCUGAAUCGUUUGUACAGCUUUUGUUAUAAAGAUCAUAAGCUGUAUUUCAUUAGGUGUCUUUGUAUUUUUUUUAUAUGUAAUUAAUUUUAAAACGAAAUGGUUUUGAAUUUGAUUGGUAUCUUUUAAAUCAUUUUAUGUAAUAAAUGUUACAAAAUUUUUUCUGUUCAACAUAAUUUUGUUGUUGCGUGCUACCAUAAAGGUAGCCUUUUUUUCUUGUGUUUUGAAAGUGCGGCGUGACAGACAGAACUCUUAGAAUUUCAUUCCAUGGACAAAAAAAAUGAGCUUUUCGAUACGAGCAAUGAGAAAAUAAAAAGUUUUACGGUACCGCACCAUAUAAAAACCUGGUCCCAAUUCACAUGAACUUGCUAAAAAGUUUCUUGGUAAGUACAAGUGUUAUAACACCAUGGAUCAACGUGGUGGUUCGAGUGCUCGAGGUAGCUUAUCGCGUGGAGGAUUCUCAAAACGAGGUACAUCAUUUCGACGAGGUGCGAAUUCCGGAGGGAAUUUUAGAGGGGCAAGGCGUGGACGAGGCGGCUCAACCUUUUCUUCUGGUGUUCCCGAAUCAAUUUUAGAAAUUGGACAGGUUAUGCAUGUUUGUGAAGAAGAAUUAGUUUGUACUUGUUUGCUGACCGACAAAGUUCCUUAUUUUAACGGGCGAAUUUUUUUACAAAACAAGGAAGAAAUUGGAAAAAUCGAUGAAAUUUUCGGUCCUAUUACCAAGUGUAUGUUUUCUGUGAAAAUGAGCCCAAAUAUGAAAGCCACAGCUUUUAAAACGGAUUCGACGCUUUUUAUUGAUGGCAAUCAACUUUUACCUUUAUCACGUUUUUUACCCAAAUCGGCCGCAGAAGAGCAACAAGCGAAAGCAAAUCAAGCCAUUAACAAAAAACGUCGCUUGUCUUUUACACAAGGUAGACCAGCUGGUAACAGAGGCAGAGGAGUUGCCACUUUUGCACGUAAUGUACGUGCCCGCGGUUCUUUCAAAAGAAACUAACGAUAAAUUUUGAUUGAUUGGGAUAAUUUUAAGUUGAACCUUGACAGUAAUUUGUGCAAUGUUGAUUAACUUUAAUUUAGACGCCAAUAAGGAUUCCUAAAAACGAGUAUCUAUUUUUUUAAAUUAUGAUUUAAAAAAAAAGAAUUGAAACGUCAACAUUAAAUGUUUUAUUAUGUAUUUAAUAAAAUUUUCAUAAAGCAAAAACUUAAUGUAAUUUCUUUUAACAAGUGUCAAUUAAUCUGUUUUCAA